Molecule: messenger RNA, 1746 nt
Organism: Symbiodinium natans
Lineage: Eukaryota; Dinophyceae; Suessiales; Symbiodiniaceae
Source: the annotation of a GenBank genome assembly
AUGGCGCGAACGGUGGCACUGUUGAGCGCCUGCAUCGCGCUGGCGCAGAGCGCUGCCCUUCCCAGCUCCUGCGAUGUCGCGACCAUCGGUGCGGGCUGGGCCGGUGUGUACACUGCCUUCCGGCGAUCCCUUCUGGGCAGCAAGGUGUGCAUCUUCGAGGCGUCCCAACGCAUUGGGGGCCGAACUUAUUCCCACGAGCUGCAGGCAGGCAAGAAGCAGGAAGCCUUCACGCUCGACGUCGGCGCCUACCGUUUCUCCCCGGACAUGCACCUGCCGGGGGACGUGAUCCUCAAGGUCUUGGGCUUGGCUACAGCCUGCUACGAACCCGGCUGCCCUCCUGCGUCGGAGGACUUUCCGAAGCCCUUCCACUUCAACUACACGGCCCCCCUCCGGCGAAUCGUUGAUGCGGAUGGCAUGCCAGCUGGGUACGUCACGGCCAUCAAGGGCAUGUUGAACACCAUCCUGGCCUCAGGCGAGGGCAGCAGUUGCACCUUGCGUGUGUCACUGCGAGUGCAAAGGGAAGCGCGGAGUCCUUGGUGGAUCUUUGGCUUUGACUCUUCAGUGAUGAUUUCGGAAGGGGACAUUUGCUUCGUGAACUAUGGAGAGGUGCCGCCAUGCAUUCAUGCCAGACUUGUUGGAGCGCACAUUCAGAACGACCUGUUUGUGAUCAUCACGCCUGACUACGAUGUGUACGAGGAACAGUUGUCUAACUUAAACCCCGACUUCACCGCCUUCCACUAUGGAGGUCCAGGGCUUGGGGCGGCAGUUCCAGCUGGUUUGAAUCGAGCGCAUGUGUAUGCCUUCGGGGCCAUGUCAGCGAUUGACUACCAACGCUUGAUGAACCAGGCAAGGCUCUAUGCUGCAGGCAUCCGAGCCGGUUUGGGCUUGUCGCCAGUACCAAAUGUAGCCCCAGCUGUGCCUGCGCCAGCUCCAGGUGCACCCGCAGUACCUGCCCUUCCUGCUGAUCCACUGGUUUGGGUUGCCCUUGAAAGCAGAGGCAACGUUCGGGUCGGAUCAGUUGUGGUUCCGGCUGGACAGGGCUUACCCGCUGGAGCCGUGAACUUAGGUGAUCGUGCCAUCGUCGACGCCGGUGCAGGCCUGCUAGUUGCUCUCAAGCAGGUGCCGCAGUCCCAGGUGGGGACUAUGGAGACCAGGGACUUGAGGGUUCUUCCUUUGCGUUUUGAUGGGCAAGGGCAACGACGGGCCGACUUCAAUGAGGUUGUCAGCCAGAUGUCUCAGGACGACAUGCCAGGAGGCAAGUUGCAGUUGGACGGGCCCCCUUCCGCCCUGGAGGUGGUCCGUUCCAUGGUGCUUCGAGGGCUCACACCUGUCACUGAUCAUGAACACUGGGUUCGGACGCAUGAGUUGGCCAAGGGCGACAGGUCCGUGUACGAGAUGGAGGUGAUCACCAGGGUCUUGGAGGCAUUCAUCACUGUCGACCAGAUCAACAUCCCCAACCUCAAGGGUUGCGAGCUGCUGGUGCGUCGUUGGCAGUUGAUCCGGGAGGCUCACCGGCUAUCGCCCACCAACCCGGACUACAGUGCAGCUGAUGUCAUCAUGGGUUGGGCUUACCGGAAGGGCGAUGGGGUUGAGCCGACCUUGGCUCGCUACGUGGCAAGCGAGCUGCGGGACCAGGCGUCGAUCGCCAAGGAGGCGCGCAAGGCGCGUGAAGAGCAGGAGAACAGACGUGGUGGUGGCCGCCGAAACCCGAAAGAAGCGGGGGGAGGCGGCGGUGGCGGAAAGUAA